Molecule: messenger RNA, 11406 nt
Organism: Drosophila simulans
Lineage: Eukaryota; Metazoa; Arthropoda; Insecta; Diptera; Drosophilidae
Gene: Hr3
Product: probable nuclear hormone receptor HR3
Exons: 9
Coding region: 541-2619 (692 amino acids)
Biological process (GO): regulation of transcription by RNA polymerase II
Cellular component (GO): nucleus
Molecular function (GO): nuclear receptor activity; zinc ion binding; RNA polymerase II cis-regulatory region sequence-specific DNA binding
Source: RefSeq, a predicted model, not a curated record
GCCGCCACAACGGAUAGGCCCAGAGAUCUCCUGCUGAUACAGCAGGCCAAGCCCGCCGGCGGCAGCAAAUCCUCGAGCGGCGGUCCAACGUACAUCGGCACCGAUGCCGCCACGGCAGCGGCGGUGGCCAAUCUGCGCAGCAAGGUGCCCUCCAUCUCAAUAAUCCCGCUGCCCGUCUCGACGACCAUUGUGGCACGCAGUGGUAGCAGUGCCUCUGGCGCUGGCGGCAGUGGAGGAGCACCGCCAGCACUGCCCCAGCUGAUCCAGUCGUCGCGGAGUGUGUCCACCAAGUCCACGGGCACGUCUCCACCAUUGGCCUUUAUUACGGAAGGCUCUGGAACAUCGGGUGCUCCCGCCCUGACCCUGCUGCCACGACCCCAGCAGCAGCACCAGUACCAGCAGACCGACAAGUGCACGGUCCUCAAACUGGACGUACUGAAGCAGCAGUCGGGUGUGGCAGCCAACUCCAGCAGUAACACCUACCUGCAGAUCGAGCAGCAGCUGAGCGAACUGGAGGCCGCCGACGAGGAGGAGGAGAACAUGGCCAGUUUGCUGGGCAGUGCGCCACCCGCCCAAAUACUGGCCAAUCAGCCCAUCAUCGUCAAGAUCGAGCCCACGCAAUCCUUCCACAUCGUGGACGAGGGCGACACGAGGGUGCUGAGCUUACCCCUCAGCGAUGCGGAUAAGCUGGGCGCCAGUUGGAUAGAUCUCAAGGAUAUUGCCGGCCUACAGGCGGGUGGCGGAGCCACCUUGCUGGACGUCUGCUUCGAGCAGGCCAACGAGGACGGCACCAUCAUAGCCACCGUGCAGCCGGACCUGGAAAACGAGCUCGAGGCUGAGCUGAAGGCGGAGGGCGAGCCCGAGGAUGAGACUGAGCCAGAGCCUCCGGCGCCCAAGAGAUUGGCCACCACCAGGCCAGCACAGUCGCGGCCACAACAGCAGCAGCAGCAGCAGGUGAAAUUCCUAUCGGAUCCACCGGCAUUGGCGCGCUCCAGCAGCUUCAGCAGCCUCAGCAGCUUUAGCAGCAUCAGCAAUAUCAGUUCCGUGUGCAAAAACAUGGCCAGCAAUACCAGCCAGGAGGGCUCCCUGAAACACACAAAGGAGCGAACUCCUCCGCCAAUGACACCGCUCACGACUCAUAAGCCCGCUGCCACAUCAACAGCAACAUCAGCAACAUCCGCAGCAUCUGCAACAUCAGCAGCAACAGCAAGUGCAACAGCAACAUCGGUCAGGGAAAACAGCAGAGAACACAGCAGCGGCAGCAGCAGCAAUGGAGCCAUGACAGCUCAAAUUGAGAUAAUUCCAUGCAAAGUCUGCGGCGACAAGUCAUCCGGCGUGCAUUACGGAGUGAUCACCUGCGAGGGCUGCAAGGGAUUCUUUCGAAGAUCGCAGAGCUCCGUGGUCAACUACCAGUGUCCGCGCAACAAGCAAUGUGUGGUGGACCGUGUUAACCGCAACCGAUGUCAAUAUUGUAGACUGCAAAAGUGCCUAAAACUGGGAAUGAGCCGUGAUGCUGUAAAGUUCGGCAGGAUGUCCAAGAAGCAGCGCGAGAAGGUCGAGGACGAGGUGCGCUUCCAUCGCGCCCAGAUGCGGGCACAAAGCGACGCGGCACCGGAUAGCUCCGUAUACGACACACAGACGCCCUCGAGCAGCGACCAGCUGCAUCACAACAAUUACAACAGCUACAGCGGCGGCUACUCCAACAACGAGGUGGGCUACGGCAGUCCCUACGGAUACUCGGCCUCCGUGACGCCCCAGCAGACCAUGCAGUACGACAUCUCGGCGGACUACGUGGACAGCACCACCUACGAGCCGCGCAGUACAAUAAUCGAUCCCGAAUUUAUUAGUCACGCGGAUGGCGAUAUCAACGAUGUGCUGAUCAAGACGCUGGCGGAGGCGCAUGCCAACACAAAUACCAAACUGGAAGCUGUGCACGACAUGUUCCGAAAGCAGCCGGAUGUGUCGCGCAUUCUCUACUACAAGAAUCUGGGCCAAGAGGAACUCUGGCUGGACUGCGCCGAGAAGCUUACACAAAUGAUACAGAACAUAAUCGAAUUUGCUAAGCUCAUACCGGGAUUCAUGCGCCUGAGUCAGGACGAUCAGAUAUUACUGCUGAAGACGGGCUCCUUUGAGCUGGCGAUUGUUCGCAUGUCCAGACUGCUUGAUCUCUCACAGAACGCGGUUCUCUACGGCGACGUAAUGCUGCCCCAGGAGGCGUUCUACACAUCCGACUCGGAGGAGAUGCGUCUGGUGUCGCGCAUCUUCCAAACGGCCAAGUCGAUAGCCGAACUCAAACUGACUGAAACCGAACUGGCGCUGUAUCAGAGCUUAGUGCUGCUCUGGCCAGAACGCAAUGGAGUGCGUGGUAAUACGGAAAUACAGAGGCUUUUCAAUCUGAGCAUGAAUGCGAUCCGGCAGGAGCUGGAAACGAAUCAUGCGCCGCUCAAGGGCGAUGUCACCGUGCUGGACACACUGCUGAACAAUAUACCCAAUUUCCGCGAUAUUUCCAUCUUGCACAUGGAAUCGCUGAGCAAGUUCAAGCUGCAGCACCCGAAUGUCGUUUUUCCGGCGCUGUACAAGGAGCUGUUCUCGAUAGAUUCGCAGCAGGACCUGACAUAACAAGAGCAGCAGCCGUUCCUGGAGACGACCGCGGACGACGUUGCCGAGGAUGCGGCUGCCACCGGAUGUGUCCUGCCGCCGGUGGCGCCCCCUGCCGGGCAGCAGCCAGCGCUGCUCGAGGACUGAGGGCCGCAGGAUGUGGCAACAAUAAUUAUUUGAGUAAACACUGCACUGCGCAUGCAGCAGAUACAAGAACUUUAUCAUGAUUUAAGCUAGCAUACAACCAAGGAUGUGAUCCUCGCCAAGGACUCACUUAAAAAGAACUCUAUCUAUAUACAUAUAUAUAUUAUAUAUGACAGAGCGGAUGACGCAAAGGGAAGGGAAAAUAUUUCAAAAAUAUUGUUAACUCAGUUAAGACUUUUGCUUCGUAGAGAACCGAAACCGAAACCGAUUGCAUUUCGAGCAAGGGGCAUCAAACUGAUUUUCGAGGUUAUACUAUACAUAUACACAAACACACACACACAUAUAUAUAUAUGUAACUUCCAAACUUUCAUAUCCUGGCCCGAGCAGAUCAGAUCGACUAAGUACUUAAAACCAAGCGAAAUUCUCUACACCGCACAGCCCAGGACCCGUUGACCCCAAUAAUUCAGUUCGGUUAGUGUUAACCCCAGAAAGCCCGAUUCCGAUCCCGCCUAGGUUGUCUUUGCCUUACGUUGUAACUAAAGUAUGUGUAUUAUAUAUACAGCAGAUGUAUGUAUAACUAUGUCGUAUCGGUUAUAUGCCUAACAACAUUAUUUUUUGUAAACAACAAAAUCGAAUAUCUCGGAAAAUGUGUUCUUAUAAUUAUAUUGAUUAAUGCAAUUACAAUAUAUUUACAAUUUACCGUUACGUUUUUACAUUAUACAUAAGUCGAAGAGAAGGAAACGGAAGUUUAAGGAUUAGGAAGCUGUAUAAGAAAAGGCUUAAGGACGAGCUGAGUAGCAGUUAAAGUGAGCGAGAAAUCGAAAGAAUACCAGAAAAUUUCAAGCAAGCACAUAAAAGUAUGCAAUAUUUUGUUUAAAAACAACUUUUUAUUAGUUUCUUAAAUAUAACAUAAUUACGUACAUACACACACGUAUAUAUAGGGCUAUAUAUAUCUAUAUAUAUACAUGAUAGACAAAUCCCAAUCCGGUUCCAAGGUUUAGUAAAAAUAAAGAGAAAUAAAACGAAAAACAAAAACUUUUGAUAUGAAAUCCUACGCAUAAUUAACAACUUUUAUUGUUUCUAAGACUUAAACUUAAUUAAAAUGGAAACCAAAACAGACUGACGGACCGACCCCGACAGCAUGCCACGCCCUCCCCCGCCCCUCCCUCCUCAGAUCCUGGCAGAAAUUUAUAAGGAGCUUGAUACACAAAUCGAAAAAAGAAAUCUUCAAAGAAAAAAUAUAAAGACAAGCAAACGGCGACUUUUUUGGUUGAUACAUUUGAAAAGAAUAUACAAUUAAAUAUCUGACUGACUAUACAAAGACGUUACACACACGCAUACACACACAUACACGCAUACACACACAGCUUACAUUACAUAAAUUAGUUAAACUUAAAGUAAACAAACGACAACAAACACAUUGGAUAGUAGGUGAUAAUUGGUGUGUCUUAAAUAAACCUAACCCCCUUCCCGCCCCGCCCACUUGCUUCAUACCCAACGCCCCAAAAGCCCCACAUUUUUACUAAAUUUAAAGCUUAAUCAAAACUUUUUUGAAAUUAUUCAAGUGAAAAUUUCAGCAGGCAGGCAUAAAUAUUAAUUAACAUUAAUUAUAGAAAGGAAACUUAUAAAUAAAAUGUAUACAACAAAACUAAAAAAAUCAAAUAAAUUACAUUUUGCAAAUUCCACAAAAAAGAAAACAUGAUUUUGCAAAUUCACUUCAAAUCCUUUCCCUGAAUCCAAGCAAAAAUAUUUACACUAGCUUACAUAGAACUGGGACGAGGACAUCAAUAUUUCAAUUGAAAAAAGUCUAUGUUAAUGUAAACGAUCGAUUUGGACAUAUUUAAGUUCGACAUUUUUGGCCUUACAAAACAAAAAACAAAAAGAAGAAACCUAAAGUACUUUAUAUAUAUACAAACCAUAUAUACAAUAUAGAGAAUACAAAACUAGUUUUAAUUUAUACAAAGCAAGGGAGCAGCUUUCAAACUCAAAACAAAAAUAUCCCCGAAAAACAACAACUUUGUUAAAAACUACGCAUAAUAAAGAAAAUAAUAAACAAAGUUAAUCUAUAAUAUAAAUUGAAGUUAAGUUGGUUUGAGCGGUCGACAACAAGAACAUAAAUGUAUCUUUAAAUGAUAUAUGUAUUGUUACAUUUGUAUGCUAAGUUUUUAGAAAGGUUACAUUUUUAAAGAAUAACAAAAGAUCGCGAACUCGACAAGGUGUAAAAUGAGUACAUUUAAAUUAAAAUUUAGCGUAUAUAAUGCAUAAAUAUUAUGUUACGAUAUUUACAUUUAUAUAAAACAAAACAAAAACACUAAAGAAAACCGAAAAAACAGAAGUCCCAUAUUAAAAAUGAAAUAAAAUGAGCAGAAGCUAUAAACUGAUAAGGGAAUUCUGAAUCUUAAAAAAAAAACAGAAACCGAAAAAGGUAAACAAUUAAUUAUACAAAACCAAAAACUUAUAAAGAAUGAAAGGCAAAUUAUAUAUUAUAUAUAUGAUUAAGUAGCAUUAGGCCGACUGUUGCACAUAAACACACACCUCACACCCACACCUACACUCAGACAAACUCACACUUGCUAAUACGAAAAGCUGCGAUUGAAAGCUACAAAGGAUCAAGGAUAAAGUGCAAAAAGGAGCUUUCAUAAACACGUUUACAUUAAGUCAUUCAUUUAUGCGGUGGGAAAAAAGCAAUAAGAAAUAGCAACUGACAUGAGUACAGUGGAUACUCGCUUGAAUGGAUCAUAAGUUUCAAAUUUUAUUUUAAUUUGUAAAUUAAAAAGUUUGACUGAACUUAUUCCGAAAAACAAAGGUUUUAAGAUAAUAACUUUCAAAUAACUUUCAUAUAUAAACGACUUAGAAUUUUUUAAAAUAUUUCCGAUUUUAUACAAAAAGGUAUUCUUUACCUAAUAACCACUGUACUGUCUGUAAGUUUCGUACUCCUUUCAUCUCCCCUUUGAAUUUCCUGACCGACAAACGUGGCAUAUGAGUAAUAUAACUGGUCCGCAAACUUUGUUAUUUAUAUUUCAGCGAGCUAGACUCCGAGCAUGUUUAAUUUCAAACAAAACUAUUCAGUUUUUUAUGCCAGGGCACGAACAUAAAUAAAACCGAAAUGAACAGAUAAACCGAUAUAUUAUUUGUGUAUGUGGAUCGGUUGUAAACAAAUAAAGGCGGAGGCACACGAAUGUUGCAUAAACCGAAAAUAAAAACACAAAAACAGACUAUAGGCAUCAGCUAUCGAACAGGAAUAAGCGAUAUUUUACCACGUGCAUAAAAUGGAGAGGAAAUCAUUUUUUAUAAACUAUCACACAUUCACAAAAACACACAACACUCACACACACGCAUGUAGCUUUAGUUUACUAGGUGAAUUCGUUUUUAUAUAUUUGUAAAUUGUUUUUAGGUAAAUUGAAUUAUAUAUACACAGACAUUUACAGACAUAUAUAUGUGCAUAUAUAUAUAUAUAUGAAUCUCGAUACAUAUACACGCAUAUAUAUGGAACAGAUUAUAUAUAUUAUGUCAUACUUCAUUAUGAUUAUUACGAUUAUUAUGAUUCAACACAGAACCCAGAAAAAGGCAAGCAUCUAAUGGUGAAACCAACCAACCAAAUUAUCCGAGAAUAAAAUGCUGGAAAAGCCGUUCAAGCCGCAGUUGAAGAUGCAGAGAUCGGAAAAGAGCAGAAAUAAUUCAAUUCAUUCUUAACAAUAAAAUGUAAUCUGAAUUAUACAAAACAAAAAAACAACAACAACAGCAAACCGAAAAAGAAAACAAAAGAAAAUCAUAAAGAAAACAUUUUCAAAAGCUUUUACUUACUGGGAAAUUGAGAUGGGUUGCGAGCCGUCAUUAAAUGGCCUUUAUUAUGUCGAUUUUCCAAUUAAAAAUCGUAUUAAUUGGCCAACGGCAUUGUUCGAAGCAGCAUUUUGCAUUUAUAAUCCACAUUAAUAAAACGUCAAUCAUUCGGAUGGGAAGUGCAGACAUCGGCCACCGGAGACAGGAAAUGUGCGAGAUUUUCGCACGGAAGUUGACUGGCUGAUAUCCAUUAUAAAGUGGGUAUAUUUAAGUACGUAAGAUACUGCUAAGGUAUGUAUCUACGCGUCAUUCUGAAAUUAUAUCAAUUGGAAAGUAAAGUAUUUAAGAAAUUCAGAAUUAAGAAUCUUACUUCCGAUUAAAGAAAAAGCUAAACAAAUGCCACGUAUUCGCAGGACUUUAAAGUAAUUUAGGUUAACUUCAGAAACCCAAGAAGUCUGCAUAAAUCCUUAUGUUAAGUAAUCCAGAGUUGAGUAAAUCAAAGUGAAUAUAAUCGUAAAACAAACUGAGUUCUCCACAUGAAUGGGAACACCAAUUCCCAUGUUAUUUAGGUCGAUUGCAGUCAAGUGUAUGCGAUCAUGAGUCAUUUGAUGGCCAACCCGCUGGGCAGGCCAAAAUGUCUCCAGAAGGCCAAACAUUGCGGCUGAGUACGCAUGUUAGCUCGAUUUCUGCUGAGUUCAGCAAACUUCUGUGGCAAUCCGAAUACUCAAUCGUCUAACUCGCUUUUGAUGGCCAUAAAUUCGAGCGCCCCCUGCCAUCGAAUCGACAGUUUCAGUCUCGGUGGCCAUAAAAACGUGCUGCAUACAAAAGUCGGAGAGAAUCUUGUAUGCUGCUUUUCAAUGCGAAAUAACAGAGUGGCAACAACCACAACGACACCUGGGCGCCCCGUUAAAGGCAAUUCCAUGUUUUAGCCAAAGCAAAACUUUGCCCCACCAGCCUCCCCACUCGAAACAACGCACACGUACACUUGUGGUCAGAACUAGAUUUAUGGCCACUUUCACAUGCUCGUAUACGCAAGUUCUCGAUUCCGAUUACAGUGGCAAGGUCACUUUUAAAGAUGCCAACAAGCAAAUUGUUUUCCAUGCGAGCAGCUCUUCGAGUCCGUCCUUAAAUCUUAACAAUUGAUACAUCAGCUUUCGAGUUUCAAGGACGUUUAAACAGUUGCUGAUGUGGACGUGGGUUUGAUUUACUGACGGUAUGAAAUUCAUAUACAGUAGGAUUAUAGUUGUUUCAUUGCUUAGAGUGGCGAAGUAAGAGAAAACUGAAAAAUCCAUUUAACAGGAUUCACAGACGAGUCCUUGUCCGUUUGUUUGUCCGUCCGUAUAAACAUGUAAACUACCGAUGUAUGAAAUUCGUCCUUAAACACUUUACAUACAUUAUGAAGUUACAGUAACAGUUGUACAUCCAAUUACAUCACUCAAUUACGGGUCUGAAAAUUCCUCGGACCUACUAAGGAUAAUUAGUAAAUGACGCUAGUUAAAGCCACACGAUACAAACUGGUUAUUAUUGUGAUUAAGGAAAAGCGUCAGCCCGAUUUUAAAGAUACAAAAUGUUAUUCACUUUCUGGUCUGGUCGAACUAAAGCUUGAUCCCAAUCGCGAGCUCUUUAAUAUGGUCAUCAAUUACAUAUGGGUAAAUGAAGCGCGAAACACCGGCGGCUGGAGUAUGCAAAUGCAUAAUGCAUACACACAUUUUCACUUUGUUUUCAUUUCGAUUUUUCGCAACCAUGUUUUUUAUUCAGCUUUGGUUUGGCUCUGCAAUUUUAACGCGCUUCCGUCAAUUAAACUUACGAGGCGCAACUGGCAAACUGGAAAAUUGUGUCACACACAUGCCACCCGAAACCCACCCACCGGAUUGGGGUGGUGGUGGUGGCACGUCGAGGAGGGGUUGCGUUGUUGCACAUGAAUGUUGCAUGUUGCUUACAUUCGCAUAUGCGGCGAUGAUCGACAUAGUUAAGUGAAAAUUUAUUGCUAAAGGAAGUGGCUGGCGGACGGGGAGACAACGGCCUGAUGUAUCGGUUUCCGGGGCUUUUGGUUGGCUUUCGGUUGGAUAAUCCUUGCCAGGCCAUUCGGCAGUGAAAGGCCGUAAGCACAACAGGUUAAGCAAAUUUGGCAUCGGCACUUUCGUUUGCAUUGGCAUCAACGCCGUUGGCCAUCUCCAAUAUUCAUCUUUUGGCGAAGUGCACAGUGUUUCAUUCCACGGCCUUGUGCUGCAGUUCUGUGUGUUUAAAAAAUAAGUGAUUUUAAUAAGAUUCGUAAAGUAAGAAUAUAUCAAGGUAAUGAAAGAAUUCUACAGGGUUUUCUUAUCGGAAAAACACAGCUGAUCCCACAGACUUUGAAACGUUAGAUAGAUAUAGAAUAGAUAUAAUAGAUAUAAUGAUAUAUAGAACAUUUAUGUUUACAAAUUUGUGUUGUAUGAACUCAAAAAUUAGCUAUCGUUAAAAUGGCUUAAAACUGUCAACAUUUCAAGCACAAGUACCAGAUAUGUUCGACACAUUUUCUAGCCUCUAUUAACAGGAAUGUAUUUUUAGCUGAUGUUGCCACUUUCAAUGCAAAUGUGGUGCUAAUAGCCCGGUGCCAGUCAGCCACCGCAUCGAAUCGAGCCACUUUGUGUGCAAUUAAUUUUGACACUUUUUCGCAAUUGCGCGAUCAUGCUGGAAAAGUGGUCCGAACCGGUCAAAUGGCCCGAUCAAAUCGGUUUGCUUUUAUGAUUAUAUCAUCAAAAUGUGCCUGUUAAUUGCCCCAACUUCUGGCGAUGGAACCCCGCGAGGAGAAAACUUUCCUCCGCGCCAGCAAUUGCAGACCAAUAAGUGGCCGUGGAUGUAUCAUAGUUAUAUCAUUUCAGGCGGAACAGCGCUGAAAAAGCGGCCAGAAAAGCCAAACUAGUUGGAUGAGACCGUCUCCAACGGGGCGAAGACAAUGACCAAGUGUCGUGCCGGUCUGGAUUUGUCAUUGUUAUGCAAUCGCCGCCGCGGCGUGCCAGUGAAACCAGUUGAUUAGCUGGUAGAAAUGGUCGAAACGGUUGCAAUGGUAGAAAUGGCCGAAAUGGAGCGCUUCCUGCAUUACAUUCAUGCAGCCAUGAUACCACCAGUACCUUCCACGCAGACCCAGCGGCCAGAAUGGCCAAUCAAAUGAAUUGCCAUCGCGUUGCACAUGCAAAUUGCAAUCAAAUGCAGGGCGGUGCGGGUGCAGGAACACUGCUACAAAUUGCCCUCAAAUUACUUUCGAAAUAUUUGCAAAAUAAGCCAGAUUACUAACAAUCAAAAUAGUUGUAGAACCAAUAGGUUUACCAUACAAUUCAUUGUAAUAAUGCAAAUAAUUUGUUAUUUUUUCGGGAUAGAUGGUCAUAGAUACAUAGUAAAGCUAAUUCAUUGAUAAGAUUAAUUAAACAAUCAAUAAAUGACCAAAAAAGUAUGCAACAUGGUAUGUGAUCUGUAACUUUAUUAACUGGAUGAACAUCACAUGUUUCCUCCACAACCAUCUACAUACAUAUGGGUUAGCCUACCUUAACCUAAUAAAUUGCCCUAAUCACGCUAAUAAUAUUUUGAAUUUUAAAGUAGCUAGCUCCAAACUAGUUGCGAUACUUUUCUCUUAGUGGGAGUGCAGUUGACACGACGACAUAUUUCAGCGCACAACUCAAUUUGCGACAAACGAAUGCCAGUCGAGAUGCCUAACCAGGAAGCUGGCCAAAUCCUUGCCACUGCCACAGCGGCUGAAACAGCAACUGAAAACCGAAACUGCAACUGCAACUGCAACCUGCUGCCGGCGCCAGCACCUCCUCCCCCAGCCACGCCCCCCGUUUCCGAGCGCUGGAGGCGGACAGACCGACAUAAUCGCUGCGUUUAACUCAGGCACUGGCUUCAAUUACACGCUGCCCCAUCUCACUUGCACUCGGGCUCGGAAAAGUGUCUUCAUGUUCGGCGGCUUUUCCAGCGUUUGCCACCGUGGGUGCGAGCGAGAGGGGGACAUACGGUACGAUAGCUUAACAAAGCUUGUGGCUUUGAGCCUCAGUUUCUGGAUUGCUGCUGGCGCCUGACUUUGCUGGUUACUUUGGGUUCGCUUAGGCUUUGGCUUUGGCUUUGCUACGGUUUGUUUGCGGCAUGUGUUUUCACUAUCAUGCCCCAGGAUGACUGGACACCCUACACCAAGCCAAUUUUCGGGGUAUAUGGUAAUGCAACUUGUUAGCAAAGCAAUUAAGGUGCACGUGGGAAGCUAUACAAUAUUCCUAGAAGUUUUCAAAGUUAGAUAUUUAAAUUGCGUAACAAAACUUUCAUUUAACCAGAAUAUAUCUGAAUUGUAUUUCGAAGAAUUCAUUAAAAUAAACUUUUAAAUAGUAGCUUCCAAAUGUAUCCUUUGUACUAGCGAAUUUAAGGCGAAUUGUUGACAACUUUUAAAUACUAUUAUAUGUAUUUAUUAUUAAGUAAUUACCUAUAGCAGCGCAUUUGGAAAGUCGACCAAAUCCGAGUGAUGCCAAGCGUCUGUUAACAUGGCCACAAGUCCGAGUCCGAGUUCGAAGCCCAGUCCGAGCUGAAGCAAGUCGACUGGCCACUUCCGCUGCCCCUCCGCCGGCUCCUUGGGCCAACUUGAUUAUGUUUUUGUUUUUUUUUUGUUUUUUUUUACUUCGUUUCCAACUCAGCGACUUCGUGUCACCGUCACCGUCGCCGCACUGUUGCAGCAAGUGGCGCUGCCGUCUGUGGCACGUUUCACUGUAGCUCAUAACUUUUUUCUUCGCUUUUUGGCUCAUAUUUAAGCGGUUGCAGGCGGUGGGUCCCAGAGCAAUUCCAUUUCUACGCCCGUCGUCGAUGGUUUACCGAAAUCCGCACUCUUAAUACAAUUAAACAGCGUCGAAUAAAUAUAUUAAAAAAAAA